Molecule: messenger RNA, 2314 nt
Organism: Dioscorea cayenensis subsp. rotundata (Guinea yam)
Lineage: Eukaryota; Viridiplantae; Streptophyta; Magnoliopsida; Dioscoreales; Dioscoreaceae
Product: luminal-binding protein 5-like
Exons: 8
Coding region: 73-2076 (667 amino acids)
Biological process (GO): cellular response to unfolded protein; protein refolding; endoplasmic reticulum unfolded protein response
Cellular component (GO): endoplasmic reticulum chaperone complex; membrane; endoplasmic reticulum lumen
Molecular function (GO): misfolded protein binding; ATP hydrolysis activity; ATP binding
Source: RefSeq, a predicted model, not a curated record
UCGCAGAAAGCUCUUCAAUAACGCGCACGAAACUCGAGAGAGGACGCGAUCGAUAGGUUCGCAGGAGGAGCAAUGGAUCGAUCCUCGAGGAAUCGAGGUUUCUUGGUGUUGCUUGGGCUUUUGAUCUCAGGAUGUUUGUUUGCAUUCUCAAUUGCAAAAGAAGAAGCUACCAAAUUGGGAACUGUUAUUGGAAUUGAUCUUGGUACAACAUACUCAUGUGUUGGUGUUUAUAAAAAUGGUCAUGUUGAGAUUAUAGCCAAUGACCAAGGGAACCGUAUCACUCCCUCUUGGGUUGCAUUCACUGAUAGUGAGAGAUUGAUUGGUGAGGCAGCGAAGAAUCAGGCUGCCGUGAAUGCUGAAAGAACUAUCUUUGAUGUCAAAAGACUCAUAGGCAGAAAGUUUGAGGACAAGGAAGUGCAAAAGGAUAUGAAGCUUGUUCCAUAUAAGAUUGUGAACAAGGACAACAAACCUUACAUCCAGGUCAAGAUUAAGGAUGGGGAGACCAAGGUAUUUAGCCCUGAGGAAAUUAGUGCAAUGGUUUUGACCAAAAUGAAGGAGACAGCUGAAGCGUUCCUUGGCAAGAAAAUCAAGGAUGCGGUCGUUACUGUUCCAGCAUAUUUUAAUGAUGCUCAGCGACAAGCAACCAAGGAUGCUGGCAUAAUUGCUGGUUUGAACGUGGCUAGGAUCAUCAAUGAGCCAACAGCUGCUGCCAUUGCCUAUGGUUUGGAUAAGAAGGGUGGGGAGAAAAACAUCCUUGUCUUUGACCUUGGUGGUGGAACUUUUGAUGUCAGUAUCUUAACAAUUGAUAACGGAGUCUUUGAGGUCCUGUCUACAAAUGGUGAUACUCAUCUUGGAGGUGAGGAUUUUGACCAAAGAAUCAUGGAGUACUUCAUCAAGUUGAUCAAGAAGAAACAUGGCAAGGACAUCAGCAAGGAUAACAGGGCUCUCGGCAAGUUGAGGAGGGAAGCUGAGCGUGCCAAGAGAGCUUUGAGCAACCAACACCAGGUCCGUGUGGAGAUUGAGUCUCUCUAUGAUGGUAUGGAUUUCUCUGAGCCACUGACCCGAGCCCGCUUUGAAGAACUGAACAAUGAUCUAUUCCGGAAGACAAUGGGGCCUGUGAAGAAGGCUAUGGAGGAUGCUGGUCUGGAGAAGAACCAGAUUGAUGAGAUUGUUCUUGUUGGUGGGAGCACUAGGAUUCCUAAGGUUCAGCAGCUUCUGAAGGAUUACUUCGAUGGAAAGGAGCCUAACAAGGGAGUAAACCCUGACGAGGCAGUUGCUUAUGGUGCGGCUGUCCAAGGAAGCAUUCUUAGUGGAGAGGGAGGGGAAGAAACCAAGGAUAUUCUUCUCUUGGAUGUGGCACCCCUCACUCUUGGAAUCGAGACUGUUGGUGGAGUGAUGACCAAGUUGAUUCCCAGGAACACUGUCAUCCCAACCAAGAAAUCUCAAGUCUUCACUACUUACCAAGAUCAGCAGACUACUGUCUCCAUUCAGGUCUUUGAGGGUGAGAGAAGCCUCACAAAGGACUGCAGAAUGCUUGGCAAAUUUGAUCUAAGUGGAAUUCCUCCAGCUCCCAGGGGCACUCCCCAGAUUGAAGUCACAUUUGAGGUCGACGCCAAUGGCAUCCUGAAUGUCAGGGCUGAAGACAAAGGCACUGGCAAGUCUGAGAAGAUCACUAUCACCAACGACAAGGGCCGUUUGAGCCAGGAGGAGAUCGACCGCAUGGUUCGAGAGGCAGAGGAGUUCGCUGAGGAGGACAAGAAAGUGAAGGAAAAGAUUGAUGCCAGGAACCAGCUCGAGACAUACGUCUACAACAUGAAGAACACCAUCAAUGAUAAGGACAAACUUGCAGACAAGCUGGAGAGUGAAGAGAAGGAAAAGGUGGAUGCUGCUUUGAAGGAAGCUUUGGAGUGGCUUGACGAUAACCAGAAUGCAGAGAAGGAGGAUUAUGAUGAGAAGCUGAAAGAGGUGGAGGCUGUUUGCAACCCAAUUAUCUCUGCUGUGUAUCAGAGGUCCGGUGAUGCCCCUGGUGGUGCUUCUUCAGAGGGUGAGGAUGAUGAUUCACAUGAUGAGCUUUAAGUUUAUGUCCUGGUUCGGAAGUUGCAGCUCUUUACCAUUUUUUCUGGGUGUUUAGAGCACUGUAAUUUUGUGAUAAUUUGAGCGCCAGGAUGAAGAGCACGAGAGAUUUCUGCUCUUUCUGCUGCUCGAUAUUAUAUUUUCCUUUUUAUUUUGGUUUUUCCUUUAACUUUCCUUUUUAAACAAUCUAGUGAUGGCAUCGUUUUCCUAUCCAUGUUAACAGGAAACAAUUUUAUGUGCA